Molecule: messenger RNA, 1057 nt
Organism: Ananas comosus (pineapple)
Lineage: Eukaryota; Viridiplantae; Streptophyta; Magnoliopsida; Poales; Bromeliaceae
Product: monothiol glutaredoxin-S14, chloroplastic
Exons: 3
Coding region: 4-828 (274 amino acids)
Source: RefSeq, a predicted model, not a curated record
AGAAUGACACGAACAAUGAGGCUGCAGGCGUGUGCGUCGGCGCCGACUUCUUCGAAUACGCUUCUGAGGAAGAAGUCGGCACUCGGUAGCCGGGGAGGAGAGGACCAAAGAGGCAAAGAGGAGAGGCCACUUUUGUUUGCUUGCUUCGAUAUUCCGUCUCCAGUCUCCACCCCCCGGGAAUUCCAGAACCAUCCGAUCCAUCCUCUCCUCCUCUACUUCUCGAUGGCCUCUCUCUCGAUGGCCUCUCUCUCCCUGGUUAAGUGCUCCCUCCCUUCCUCUUCUCCUCAUUCUUCGAGAGCUUCGAACCGCGUCCGUGGCGUCGCUCUCCCCCCUACCUCCUCCUCCUCCUCUUCUUCCUCUUCUUCUUCUUCUUCUUCCUCGGUUUCGUUCCUCGAUCGCCCCCGCGGAAGCGGCGGAUUCGCUCUCUUCGACCAUGCUCGGCGGCGAUUCCGAGCCCCGGCGAAGGGGGCCGCCCCUUCCUCCUCAUUUCGAUGCUUCUCCGCGUUGACUCCCGAGCUGAAGUCGACACUAGAUAAGGUGGUCCAGUCCCACAAGGUGGUCCUCUUCAUGAAGGGCACCAAGGAUUUCCCGCAGUGCGGCUUCUCCAACACAGUUGUGCAGAUCCUCAAGUUGCUGAACGUGCCAUUUGAGACUUUGAACAUCCUCGAGAACGAGAUGCUGCGCCAGGGUCUCAAGGAGUAUUCCAACUGGCCCACCUUCCCACAGCUCUAUAUCGACGGCGAGUUCUUCGGCGGCUGUGACAUUACAGUUGAAGCAUACAAGAGCGGGGAGUUACAGGAAAUACUAGAGAAAACGAUGUGCUCUUGAUAAAUGUCCAAGAACAUCAAGGAAUAAUUUAUUUACUUGCCAAAGCUGUUUACAGUGGAUAACUUGGUUUUCACAUAAAAAACGUGUAUAUUGCACGCCCUGCGUUCAUGCGACUCUAACAGUUCAAUCUCGUAGUGUCUUCAGUUUCUAUUGACUCUUUUUAUAGAAUAAUGUAGUCAUUUGAUGAUAUGCCUAAAUCUUCUUAAUAAGUUCAAAACUUUUUGCCUUC